GGGAAUGAGAACCUUGAAGGCAAGAACACUGUGCCAUAAUCAGAUCAGUUGUUUAAAAUACUGAACUGUUUCCAAUCCAGUUAGAAUUGGAACUGUUUGGCAGCUAUCAAGAGUUAUCCUCCCCGCCCCCCUCAGCCAUUUUGCUUUUUAAUAUCAUCCAAGCAGCUCAUCUUUCUUUGUAUGUCUUUCAGUGACUGAUCUUGUUUCAUUUUUUCCCCUAUUGAGCACCUGUUGAUAGGUGACGCAAGCUAUUAUUUUUGUGGUCAUUAACGGAAAGUGAUCGGAGCAUGAAAGGGAACACAACCUCACUUUCACUUCAAGUUGUUUUGAGAAACUGCUGAAGCUGCCAGUUUUCUGGUUUGGACAGGCUUGGUUGUCUUUAUUUUUUCUUUUUGGCAACAGUACGUGUGGGGCUUUAUUUACUGGUUUGCCAUGUUGCAGCAAAUUCUGCGGGAUAUGUACAUUGAUCCGGAGCUACUGGCCGAACUGAAUGAAGAACAGAAGCACGUCCUCUUCUACAAGAUGAGGGAAGAGCAGGUCAGGCGAUGGAGGGAGAGGGAGGAAAACACUCCAGAGGGAGAGGCUGAGCUGAAGAGGACACUGAGACUCAAGCAGGAUAAUGGCAAACGUGUGCAGUGGCUCCAUGGGAUCGAUGGCAAGGUCUGGGUUUGGAUUAUGGGAGAAGCUCCUGGAGACAAGCCAUAUGAGCAGAUUUCAGAAGAACUUUUUGCGGAAAGAGCCAGACAACAAGCCCAGAAGGAAGCAGAAGAAUUAUGGAAGCAAAAAGAAGCAGAAAUUACAAAGAAGUUCCGGGAUGCUAUGGCUAAGGAGAAAGCUCGAAUAGUGGCGGAGAAGUGGAAGAUAGAGACAGAAGAUCGCAAAGCAGCCAAAGUGAUGGAGGAGAAAAUCCAGGAGGAAUUAAAGAAAAGAGAGGAAGAAGAGAGGCAAAGAGGUGAAGAGCAGAUACGGCAACAGGAGGAGUGCAGGGCUCAAGAGCUGUACCUGGGCCUCAAGCAAGCCCAGCAACAUAGCCAACGCAAUGAAAAAGAGGAGCAUGAGUGGGAAGAACAGUUACGUCGCUCAAAAGCUGCUGAUGAAGAAAGGAGCCAUAAAGCACGCUGGGCUCGGGAUGAGUAUCGGCGGCAAUCUUUGCGGGCCAUCCAGAAAGGAAAAGUGGCUGGUCUAAGUAACCUGUUCCAGAUAGCUGAUCUGAAAAUUGAGCAAGAAGCAAAGCUGAACAAUGCCUGUCACAUUCCACCAGUGGCCAUGACGGUACCAACCAGUAAAGCUUGGGAACGGCCUCCAAGGCCUUUCUCCAAAGAAGUCAUUGUUCAGUGGUUCAAAGAAGAGCAGAUUCCACGCCGUGCUGGAUUCGAGAGGAACACUAACACCGUGGCAUCUUGGUUUCAUGGCAUUAUUAGUCGCCAGGAGGCAGAAGAGCUACUGAUGAAUAAAUCUGAGGGAGCAUUCCUAGUGCGGGUCAGUGAGAAAAUCUGGGGAUAUGCCCUGUCCUAUCGCCAUCAGAGUGGUUUCAAACAUUUUCUGGUGGAUGCUUCUGGAGAUUUCUACAGCUUCUUAGGGGUGGAUCCCAACCGACACGCAACACUCACAGACCUUAUUGAUUUUCACAAGGAAGAAAUAAUCACAUCGUCUGGUGGAGAGUUGCUGCUGGAGCCUUGCAGACAAACAAAGAACCCGCCUGACUAUAGUCCUUUAUUUGAAUGACAGUGGAGGCCAUAGAGCACAUAUUUCUGGAGAGCACGAAUAAUUAAUGAAGGAACCCCGCUUUGUGAUAUAAGAUAUCAGCUUAUCACCAGCUAACAAAUGGCAAAUGUUAAUCCAGAAAAAAGUUUUAUCUGUUUUUUAAUUUGCAGACAUUAUUUAUCUCAUUAGUCAUUUAAAACUGGAAGAACACAAAGACAAAUGCUUUACUAUUGUACUUUAAAAUAUGGUUAAACUACCAGCAAUGGUCAAAAAUCAGGAUGCCCCCUCCACUUGAUUUUCAGAAGUAACAGUCACAAAGGAAAUGAUUGGUAAUGGAUCUAAGAACUUAGCAUAUAGUGAAUUUUGAAAUUCUCAAAUCAUAGUAUUAAAUAUAAAGCUAAAAAAGAUACAGAUUUGUGGUAUGGAAAUGUAGAAAUAGGUGUUUCUGUGCUUCAAACUGUACAUGAUGCCAGCACUCCCAUUUGUUUAAAUCCUGUCUUCCCUGAUUAUGUACAAUGUGGGAGACUGAAAGAGGUCCCUGGACAAGGAGAACCAAACUAUCCUUGCACCCGCCACUUUUCUCCAUCUUUAUCCCAGCUAAGGUCACUCCUGGCAUCACAGCUUGGUUGAGUAGAAAAGUUCCGGGGGGGGGGAGAGAAAGGCAAGCUAAGAUCAGGGGAAGGGGUUAAGCACCCCCCUUCACUGUGACCCUUAUGCUCCAAAAGUCAGACCCUCUCCUAAAUACCUGAUUGGGGCAGAUCCAGGCUUAAACGAAUGGGGCUGCAGCUGUUACAGGUGUUUUGAGCCUAUGUGGAUAGAGGCAAGGGGCACUGAAGUGUAUAGAUUCCACAGUCCUUUAGCAGGGAUGUUGAAGCCAUUAGAUCCUCCUCUCACUCCCCAGAAGUGGCUUCCUCACACUGUUCGCUCACUAUGCCAUUGUGAUGCAACAGGGCUUAGGUAGCCUGGACUGUGUGCUGGAUUGAAUCGUUAAGUAUAAAAGUAAAAUUGCCAUCUGGCAAAUGUUGAAAGAUAAAACAUACCAACUUCUAAGUUGCACUCAUUAACAACUUUUUAUAAGGAGCAAUAAAUGCUUGUGAAACAUUGAUACAUUGUGAUAUUUUUGCUUUUGUUUUUAUUUAGCUAGGAAAAUCUUUUCCACUGUUCCUCUGUUUACCAUUACAAGCCUAUAUGGCCAGUGGGCUCAUGUAUUUUUAUGUUAUGUACCAAGCCUCAGUUGUGACACAUAACAUUAUGACUGUAUGAUAGUUUGUUGAAUUUUUCAUUGGAAUAUGAAAGAGCCUUGUUUAUUUUCAUCCCUCCCACCCCUCACUUUUACUCUAGUUUUCUACCCAAAGGGUUCUGAAGCUGAGUUACAGCAAUAAAAAAAUUGUAAGAACAAACCAACCAUUAAAAAACUGAUAAAAUAGUAAUGUCAGCACAAAUAAUUAGAAAGAACUGGCACUACAGCCCCAAAGCAUUGCAUAAAAAGGGAUUUGACUUGUUUUUUAAUAGCCAUUUGUAGCAACUAGUCCUCCAGAUUAGCAGACAGAACAUUCUACAAGGAAGGGGCCACAGCAGAGAAGUCCCUGCUUCUAGAAGACAUCAAUCUAACUCUUGAGAAGGAAUGCUCCUAAAGCAAGGCCCCAUCUGAAAAUCUGGAGACACAUAGAGGGAAGACAUUAUAGGUUCUCUGCUUACAGACCAUUUAGGACAGGAAUCGAGAACCUGUGGCCCUCCAGAUGUUGCUAGACUUCAAAUUCUGACCACUGAUCAUGUCCAAUAUCAGGAGGGUCACUGGUUUGCCACCACUGAUUUAUGGCCUUAAAUGUCAACUGCAGAAUCUUGAAUUUAGCCUAAAGCAGGGGUGGGGAACCUCCAGAUGUUGCUGAACUCCAACCUUCAUCAGCCCCAGUCAGCAAGGGCAAUGAUGAGGAGAGUAUAGUCAAGCAAUGUCUGUAGGACCACAGGUUCCCACCCUGGCCUAAAAACAAACUGGUAGCUGCCGAAGUUGUCAUAGCAUAAUCUCCAAAUGAAGCACUGAACUUCAGUGCAGAAAUGUACUUCUAAAACAGAUAGUCUUGGAAGCUUAGGGAAGUUUUGAAUGUUACAAUUUGUGGGAGGAGGAGAAAUAUAAGUGAUUCCCACUUUUUCCUUCUUAGUGCAGCAUCAAAAGCAAGGAAUCACGUAUGCCCAAUUAUGGCAUGAGUGAGUGACAAUGCAAUUACAUCGCAUGCAUCUCAACAACUGAAGAGUUGUAUAAAUCCCUGAUUUGGAAAACAAGGAGCACAUUGUAGUCACCAAAAUUUGGAAGCUACCAAAGCAUUAAGCACAGUUGUCAAAUAAUUAUAUUCUCCAAGAGAGAACACAGAUGAUGAUCCAAUGGAAACUAGUAAUUCCCAACAUGCUUUCCCAACUGGAAGCCACAGUUCCAGAAUGGGGAAUUUUAGGUCUAUUAUUUUUUGAAUCCUGGCUUAGUCUUUCAAGCAUCUGAUUACUCUGAACUUUCCAACAUUCUCUGUCAGAGCUGUUUGCUACUGUAAGGCCAGAAUGCAAAUUUAUUGUGAACUGCAGAGCCAUGACCAAUCUGUAUAUUUGGCUAGCUGCAGUUUAACAAUUUGUAUGAAUUUGACUACAAGUAAUUAAAACAUUUCCUAGUUAGAGCAGAAAUAAGGGGACACAUUGUACCUAUCAUUCACAUGUGAGAUACUCUUAUUUUUUAUGCAAGCACCUGAGAAAUCUUGCUAUAUUAUUAUUAAAAUGUAUAGACCACUUCACAACAUAAAGCCAUCAAAGGAGUGCACAAAAUAAAAACAGAAUACACAAAGAUAAGCUCUAAAAACAAUAAAAUCAGUUUCAACAAACUCUAAAAUCAACAAAGCCAUCCAUACAAAUUCCCAAAACAACAAAACUAUGGACUUGGAAGUCAUGAAAAAUUAAGGACAAGACACGCUUAGGUUUCUUCUCUCUUGCUUCCUUGAACAACACUUGCCCUGCAUUUUGAAACCUGUAUCUCUCACCAUGAGUAGGAGUGAUCUUUUUUGAAAAACAAAAACCAACUACAACCUGCCUAAAAAAUGCCCCAGAGUCUAUGUACAUUUCUUAUUUGUCUUCCAACAAUGAAGACAAUAGUUGUGCUUCAUCUUGGAGACUUUGCUUUAGGGCACCUAGUAAAACGGGCCUAAAUGCAAUAUAGCAAGGGUUCCUAAACUGUGGAGCCCACUAAAAUCUAUGGACUCAAGCAUGCCUAUGUCUGUUGGAUUUGGGCCAUGUUAUUUAUGAGCCUUUUUAGAGCCUUCUAGGUGACUUACAUUAAAAAUUAAAGAUAAAAAUAACAUUAAAAACAAUACACAAUCAUCUCUUACAUCCAAGUGAUAAAGUAGUGGAAAUAGUAGCAGGAUAUUUACAAAAAUUGUAAAAACAUAAUAAAAAGUGGACAGAUUGACCUUUGCUACUCCAAGAGAUGUCCAAAAUAAUCAAAAGAGACUUUGAUCAUCUUCUGAGCAGAGAGUUCCACAGAGUUGGACACACAGUUGAAGAAACCACCUCGAGCUUAAGAGUCUCAUUUCUGAAGUGUGAGAUGCUUAGAGUACUUCCUCAUAUGAGUAGAUGGGAAAGUAGAUAGGGACCAAAGCAUUCUAUAAGACAUCUUGGACCAUUUAGAACAGGAGUGGAAAACAUGUGGCCCUCCAACUCCCAUCAGCCCCAGCCAGCAUUGGCUAGUGGUGAGUAUGAUGGGAGUUGUAGUCCAGCAACAUCUGGAGAGCCACAUGUUGCCCACCCAUGAUUUAGAACUUUAAAAGUCAACACCAGAGUACUUUGUUUUGGGCCAAGAAACUAACUGAAAAGCAGUGGAGCUCCUUCAGAAAAGUUGUUCCAGGCUUCUUGCAGCCAGUUCUGGUUAAUAAUUAGGCUUCUGCAUUCUGUUAGUCCAGUCAGGAAGAUUCCAAAGCAUGCAUGUCAGUGACCUGAUUGUUAUCCUUCAAGGGCAGUUGACCACUCAACUGAAGGCAGUAACAGGCAUCCCUACCAACAGAUGCUUGUUGAUAAGAGCAGGAGUCCAGAGCAACCUCAAAACCAGGAACAACUUGCAGACUAGUACAUAACUAUGGGUGCAGGACAGCUGAAAGUUGGCCUUUAUCCCAUUUUCUCUGCCAUUCCCUAAUGAACAUAUAUGGGGCAAUAGUGCGAUAUUUCAUCCUGUAAUCCAUUUUCAUUUUUUUCCAGUCUGCAUUUCAUGCAUGCCUCAUAUUUUAGGUUUUACCUGGCUUUAAAAUAAAUUCCUUGUAAGUUCCCUGGCAAAUGAA
Messenger RNA from Rhineura floridana, 6008 nucleotides. RefSeq names its product SH2 domain containing 4B (gene SH2D4B). The record is from RefSeq and is a predicted model, not a curated record. NCBI's taxonomy places the organism in Eukaryota, Metazoa, Chordata, Lepidosauria, Squamata, Rhineuridae. Gene Ontology annotation, cellular component: cytoplasm. The transcript is spliced from 8 exons. The coding region runs from base 433 to 1725 and encodes 430 amino acids.